GCGGCGGGGGGGGGAGGCGGGUGCGGAGGAGGCGGCGGAGGAGGAGGAGGAGGAAGAGGAGGACGCGGCGGCGACGGCCCGGCGGGCGGCUCGGUGUGGAAUGCAAUUAUGGCUGGCACGGCGGAGGCGAGCGGGGACCGGAGCCGGCUGACUGGACUGGCCGUGCCCACGAUGCCCUGAAUGCCGAGCGCAGCGGAACCAGAGGAGACUGUGUCCCGUUAGCUUCUCCUCCCUCCCUCAUCCCUUUAGUUUGGGUUUGUUUCUAUUUAUUUUGUGGUUGGGUUUGGGCAUGGCCUUGGCCGAAUGCGAGGCUGCCGCGAUGUGGCUCCUUUGGCUCAAGCACCACUUGUCCAUCAACGUUUGGACCUUGCUGCUCUUGGGGAGCACCUGGCUACCGCUGGCGGAAGGCAGCCCCAAGUCUCCCUUUAGGACUUUCCCGGUUACAGACUGGAGCUUGACGCACUUGGUGGUCCACAACAAAACCGGGGAGGUCUACGUGGGGGCUGUCAAUCGGAUCUACAAGCUCUCCAAUAACCUCACGCUCCUGCGGACCCACGUGACGGGGCCUGUGGAGGACAAUGAGAAAUGUUACCCGCCGCCCAGCGUUCAGUCCUGCCCGCACGGGCUGGUCACCACCAACAACGUGAACAAACUGCUGCUGGUGGACUACUCGGGGAACCGGCUGAUUGCCUGCGGCAGUGCCUCCCAGGGUAUUUGCCAGUUCCUGCGGCUGGAUGACCUCUUCAAGUUGGGUGAGCCCCACCACCGCAAGGAGCACUACCUCUCCAGCGUCAACGAGUCGGGCACCAUGUCUGGGGUCAUCAUCGAGGUGCUGAAUGGGCAGAACAAGCUCUUCAUUGGGACACCCAUUGAUGGGAAAUCGGAGUACUUCCCCACACUCUCCAGCCGUAAACUGAUGGCCAACGAGGAGAACGCGGAGAUGUUUGGCUUUGUCUACCAGGAUGAGUUUGUCUCCUCCCAGCUCAAGAUCCCCUCGGAUACACUCUCCAAGUUUCCCACCUUUGACAUCUACUACAUCUACAGCUUCAGCAGCGAGCAGUUUGUUUACUACCUGACCCUGCAGCUGGACACCCAGCUCACCUCACCCGACUCCACUGGGGAGCAGUUUUUCACCUCCAAGAUCGUCCGCCUUUGCGUGGACGACCCCAAGUUCUACUCCUAUGUGGAGUUCCCCAUCGGUUGUGUGCAGGACGGCAUUGAGUACCGCCUGAUCCAGGACGCCUACCUGACCAAACCUGGCAAGGCUUUAGCCAAGUACCUGGGCAUCUCGGAGCGGGAGGAUAUCCUCUUCACCAUCUUCUCCCAGGGCCAGAAAAACAGGGUUAAGCCUCCUAAGGAGUCUGUGCUCUGCCUCUUCACGUUGAAGAAGAUCAAGGAUAAGAUCAAGGAGCGUAUCCAGUCGUGCUACAGAGGGGAAGGGAAGCUCUCACUGCCCUGGCUCUUGAAUAAGGAGCUGGGCUGCAUCAACUCGCCGCUGCAGAUUGAUGACAACUUCUGUGGCCAGGAUUUUAACCAGCCGCUGGGUGGGACCGUCACCAUCGAGGGGACCCCGCUCUUUGUGGAUAAGGAGGACGGGAUGACCUCGGUGGCUGCCUAUGACUACAGAGGACAAACCGUCGUCUUUGCGGGCACACGGAGCGGCAAGAUCAAAAAGAUCCUGGUGGACUUGCAGGCCGAGAGGAAGCACCAAGCGCUGCAGUAUGAGAAUGUCGUAGCCCAUGAGGGCAGCUCCAUCCUGCGAGACCUGGUGCUGAGCCCCGACCGCCAGCACAUCUAUGCCAUGACCGAGAAACAGGUGACGCGGGUGCCGGUGGAGAGCUGUGAGCAGUACGAGAGCUGCGAGCUGUGCCUGGGCUCCCGGGACCCCCACUGCGGAUGGUGCGUCCUCCACAACAUAUGUUCCCGCAAGGACCGGUGCGAGCGGGCGGACGAGCCCCAGCGCUUCGCCUCCGACCUGCGGCAGUGCGUCCAGCUCACCGUCCAGCCCAAGAACAUCUCGGUCACCAUGUCGGAGGUCCCGCUGGUCCUGCAGGCCUGGAACGUCCCAGACCUCUCAGCAGGAGUCAACUGCUCCUUCGAAGACUUCACCGAGUCUGAGAGCCGCAUUGAGGAUGGGAAGAUCUACUGCAGCUCUCCCUCUGCCAAGGAUGUCAUCCCCAUCACUAGAGGCCGUGGGGACAAGCGAGUGGUGAAGCUCUACCUGAAAUCCAAGGAGACGGGGAAGAAGUUUGCCUCUGUGGAUUUUGUUUUCUACAACUGCAGCGUCCAUCAGUCCUGCCUGUCCUGUGUCAACGGCUCCUUCCCCUGCCACUGGUGCAAGUACCGCCACAUCUGCACGCACAACGCCGCCGACUGCUCCUUCCUGGAGGGACGCGUCAAGCUCUCUGAGGACUGUCCCCAGAUCCUGCCCUCCACCCAGAUCUACAUCCCUGUCGGUGUGGUGAAGCCCAUCACCCUGACGGCCAAGAACCUGCCGCAGCCGCAGUCGGGCCAGCGCAACUACGAGUGCAUCUUCCACAUCCCCGGCGGCACCACCCGCGUCACCGCCCUGCGCUUCAACAGCACCAGCAUCCAGUGCCAGAACACCUCGUAUUUCUACGAAGGGAAUGACAUCAGUGACCUACCUGUCAACUUGUCUGUGGUCUGGAAUGGGAACUUCGUCAUUGACAACCCCCAGAACAUCCAGGCCCACCUGUACAAGUGCUCGGCGCUGCGGGAGAGCUGCGGGCUGUGCCUCAAGGCCGACCCGCGCUUCGAGUGCGGCUGGUGCGUGUCAGAGAGACGCUGCUCGCUGCGGCAGCACUGCCUGGCCUAUGAGAGCAGCUGGAUGCACGCCAGCAGCGGGAACAGCCGCUGCACCGACCCCAAGAUCACCAAGCUGUCACCUGAGACCGGCCCCAGACAAGGAGGGACCCGUCUGACCAUCACUGGGGAGAACCUGGGCCUGAAGUUUGAAGAUGUUCGCUGGGGCGUUCGAGUCGGCAAAGUGAUGUGCAUCCCCAUCGAGAGCGAGUACAUCAGUGCUGAGCAGAUCGUGUGCGAAAUCGGAGAUGCCAGUCCGAGCAAGGUCCACGAGGUGCGGGUGGAAGUGUGCAUCCGCGACUGCUCGCCCAGCUACCGGGCCACGUCCCCCAAGAGCUUCACCUUUGUGACACCCACUUUCUCCCGUGUGGUCCCAGCCCGGGGCCCUCUCUCUGGUGGCACCUGGAUCGCCAUCGAAGGCAGCCACCUCAACGCCGGCAGCAAUGUCUCUGUCACCAUCGGGGGACGGCCCUGUGCUUUUUCAUGGAGAAGCGCCCGCGAGAUCCGGUGCAGGACGCCCCCCGGGCACACCCCCGGUGGCUCCCCCAUCCUCAUCAACAUCAACCGCGCCGAGCUGAGCAACCCAGAGGUGAAGUACAACUACACGGAGGACCCCACCAUCCAGAAGAUCGAUCCCGAGUGGAGCAUCAACAGCGGUGGGACACUGCUGACCGUGACUGGCACCAACCUGGCCACAAUCAAAGAGCCCAGGAUCCGGGCCAAGUACUCCAGCUCUGAAAGGGAGAACAACUGCACCGUCUACAACGACACCACCAUGGUGUGCUACGCGCCCUCCAUCGACAACCCCCUGCGGAGACCACCGGAGCUCGGCGACCGCCCGGAUGAGAUUGGUUUCAUCAUGGAUAAUGUCCAGGCCCUGCUGAUCGUCAACACCACCAACUUCGUCUACUACCCAGACCCUGUCUUUGAGCUUCUCAGCCCCACAGGGAUGCUGGAGCUGAAGCCCAGCUCACCCCUUAUCCUCAAGGGCAGGAACCUGCUCCCGCCGGCUGCUGGGAACUCCCGCUUGAACUACACGGUGCUGAUCGGCGACACUCCCUGCACCUUGACGGUCUCCGAGACCCAGCUCCUGUGCGAGUCCCCCAACCUCACCGGCCAGCACAAAGUCACGAUUAAGGCUGGAGGGUUCGAGUUCUCCCCGGGGACGCUGCAGAUCUACUCGGACAGCCUGCUCACCCUACCCGCCAUCAUCGGGAUUGGCGGUGGGGGUGGGCUGCUCCUCCUCAUCAUCAUCAUUGUCCUCAUCGCCUACAAGCGCAAAUCCCGGGAUGCCGACCGGACCCUGAAACGCCUCCAGCUGCAGAUGGACAACCUGGAGUCCCGGGUGGCCCUGGAGUGCAAAGAGGCCUUUGCUGAGCUGCAGACAGACAUUAACGAGCUGACCAACGACCUGGACGGGGCUGGCAUACCCUUUCUGGAUUACCGCACCUACGCCAUGCGGGUUCUCUUCCCGGGGAUAGAAGACCAUCCUGUGCUGAAGGAGAUGGAGGUCCAGGCGAAUGUGGAGAAGUCCUUGACCCUCUUUGGGCAGCUCUUGAACAAGAAGCACUUCUUGCUGACCUUCAUCCGCACUCUGGAGGCUCAGAGGAGCUUCUCCAUGCGGGACCGUGGCAACGUGGCGUCCCUCAUCAUGACGGCACUGCAGGGCGAGAUGGAGUAUGCCACGGGUGUGCUGAAGCAGCUCCUCUCCGACCUCAUCGAGAAGAACCUGGAGAGUAAGAACCACCCCAAGCUGCUCUUGCGGAGAACGGAAUCAGUGGCAGAGAAGAUGCUGACGAAUUGGUUCACGUUUCUGCUGUACAAGUUUCUGAAGGAGUGUGCUGGGGAACCGCUCUUCAUGCUCUACUGUGCCAUCAAGCAGCAGAUGGAGAAGGGACCCAUCGAUGCCAUCACGGGAGAGGCUCGCUACUCCCUCAGCGAAGACAAGCUCAUCCGGCAGCAGAUUGACUACAAAAUGCUGACCCUCAACUGUGUGAACCCUGAGAACGAGAAUGCCCCGGAGAUCCCUGUCAAGGUGCUGAACUGCGACACCAUCACGCAGGUGAAAGAGAAGCUGCUGGACGCCGUCUACAAGGGGGUGCCCUAUUCCCAGCGACCCAAAGCUGGAGACAUGGACCUGGAGUGGCGGCAGGGCAGGAUGGCCCGGAUCAUACUGCAGGACGAAGAUGUCACCACAAAAAUUGACAAUGACUGGAAGAGGCUAAACACCCUGGCCCACUACCAGGUGACGGACGGCUCCUCCGUAGCCCUGGUGCCCAAGCAGAACUCGGCGUACAACAUCUCCAACUCCUCCACCUUCACCAAGUCCCUCAGCAGAUACGGUGAGCGCGCGGGGGCACCCGCCGCUGUGCUGGCCGGGGAGGCAGCACCGGGCUGGGCUGGCAGACCAAGGCCCAGGGCAGAGAGCAUGCUGCGGACAGCCAGCAGCCCCGACAGCCUGCGCUCGCGGACCCCCAUGAUCACCCCCGACCUGGAGAGCGGCACCAAGCUCUGGCAUCUGGUGAAAAAUCACGACCACAUGGACCAGCGGGAGGGUGACCGGGGCAGCAAGAUGGUCUCCGAAAUCUACCUGACCCGCCUGUUAGCCACCAAGGGCACCCUGCAGAAAUUUGUGGACGACCUGUUUGAGACCAUCUUCAGCACAGCACAUCGUGGGAGCGCCUUGCCCCUUGCCAUCAAAUACAUGUUUGACUUCCUGGAUGAGCAAGCUGAUAAGCAUCAGAUCAAUGAUUACGAUGUCAGGCACACCUGGAAGAGUAACUGUCUACCUCUACGUUUUUGGGUGAAUGUGAUUAAGAAUCCCCAGUUUGUGUUCGACAUUCACAAGAACAGUAUUACUGAUGCCUGCCUAUCUGUGGUGGCUCAGACAUUCAUGGACUCCUGCUCAACUUCUGAGCACAAGCUAGGAAAAGACUCUCCCUCCAACAAACUACUGUAUGCCAAGGAUAUCCCCAACUACAAGAGCUGGGUGGAAAGAUAUUAUGCAGAUAUAGCUAAAAUGCCAGCGAUCAGUGACCAGGACAUGAGCGCGUACCUGGCGGAGCAGUCACGGUUACACCUCAGCCAGUUCAACAGCAUGAGCGCGCUGCACGAGAUUUACUCCUACAUCACCAAGUACAAGGACGAGAUUUUAGCCGCGCUGGAGAAGGACGAGCAGGCCCGGCGGCAGCGGCUGAGGAGUAAGCUGGAGCAGGCGAUCGACACAAUGGCCUUAAGCAGCUGAGAAGGCGGUGGCGGUGCCAGCAUCCUGGGCGGUGGAGGCGGCAGGAGGGACCGGUUGGCCAGGGGCAGCUGCGGGCAGAGAAGACUUUGGGCUGGGGCCGGCCGGACCCGCGGGAGCUGCCGUUGCCUCCGCACGCUUCCCACGAACGAACAAGGAAACCUCGCGCUUUAGCGAAAAAAAAACAAAAAACCACACACGAAUCCCGAUGACAGCAGCAACAUCGAUGAGACCCCCCCGACACACACAGAUGACCCCCGAUCCAUCUGGGACGCAGCAGGGACCUUGCAGAGGCGAUGCCGGGUGGAAGAGAAGGGGGUCGCCCUCCAUGGACCCACUGGGCAUCCCUUGCCCAGGCAGAGCCCCCGAGGAA
Messenger RNA from Columba livia (rock pigeon), 6437 nucleotides. It is a transcript of the gene PLXNA1, whose product is annotated as plexin A1. Gene Ontology annotation, molecular function: semaphorin receptor activity; protein binding. NCBI's taxonomy places the organism in Eukaryota, Metazoa, Chordata, Aves, Columbiformes, Columbidae. Gene Ontology annotation, cellular component: plasma membrane; semaphorin receptor complex. Gene Ontology annotation, biological process: regulation of GTPase activity; regulation of cell shape; regulation of cell migration. The transcript is spliced from 32 exons. Bases 290 to 6067 code for a protein of 1925 amino acids. The record is from RefSeq and is a predicted model, not a curated record.